Messenger RNA from Trametes versicolor FP-101664 SS1, 243 nucleotides. RefSeq lists its product as uncharacterized. Lineage: Eukaryota; Fungi; Basidiomycota; Agaricomycetes; Polyporales; Polyporaceae. The record is from RefSeq and is a predicted model, not a curated record. The coding region runs from base 1 to 243 and encodes 80 amino acids. The transcript is spliced from 4 exons. Gene Ontology annotation, molecular function: phosphoprotein phosphatase activity.
AUGUACUUGCACUGUACUGGGAAGGACAGCACCGGUCUCCUCGCGUCAGCCAUCCUCAUGCUUCUCGGAGCGCGCGACGAGAAAAUCGUCGCCGACUACGCCCUGACCGAGGUCAGAAUGCAGCCGGUGAUGCCCACGCUCACCGCCCGGUUCCACAACGACACCGGCUUCAGCGAGAACAUGACAGGGCUGCAAAGCAUGAGCGUUUCGAAGCCACAGACAUGCAAGCUAUCUUGGAGAUGA